Molecule: messenger RNA, 1464 nt
Organism: Funneliformis mosseae
Lineage: Eukaryota; Fungi; Glomeromycota; Glomeromycetes; Glomerales; Glomeraceae
Source: the annotation of a GenBank genome assembly
AUGUUAUCAAUCACAACAUUUAUCUUAUUGGGUAUUUUGGGCCUUUUUCUUUACCUAUUGGUAAAAUACCCGGAUAAAAGCAUAGGUACAAAUGAAAGACCUGAUCUUGUUGGUCCAAGGGGCUUACCAAUAAUUGGAAAUCUCAUUGGAAUCUAUUUGAAGGGAUUUACAAAUUUCAACUACGAAAAUUUAACGAAAUAUGGUCCAAACGCUACGUCUACUUCCCUAGGAUUUGGUAGACUUAUUGCAAUUAACGAUCCCGAAUGCAUAGAAUAUGUUAUGAAAACAAAUUUUGAAAAUUACAUAAAACCCAACCUUCUUAAAGAAGCUUUGAAUGAUGUAUUAGGUGAUGAGAAAUGUGGAGAUUCCAACGAAAAUUGGCGAGCCAUUUAUUUAACGCAAAAAAUUUUUGUGAAAUUAUUUGAAGAAGAUACCAAAAAGUUAUUAAACAUUAUGGAAGCAAAGGUUCAAAGUGGUGAAACCUUUGACUUGCAACAAUUAUUUUUCCGGUUUACUUUGGAUACUUUUUUAAAGAUUACAUUCGGAUUGGACAAGAACAGUUUUGCGGAUCCCGAAGAACCAGUACGGUUUGCAAUGGCAUUUGAUUCCGUACAAGCAACUAUAGAUGGUAGAUUUUUAAACCCUUUUUGGAAAUUUACUGAAAUUUUCAGUGAGGGCGGUCGUAAAAUGCGUGCAAAUUGUAAAUAUUUGUCGGAAUUUGCCUAUAAAAUAAUUAAAAAACGUAGAAAUGAUCCCAAAGCUUUGAAGAAUCCAAAGGAUAUUCUUAAUAUUUUUAUGAACGCUAAAUUAGAAGAUGGUCAAUACUUAACUGAUAAAGAAUUAAGGGACAUUAUUUUGAAUUUGAUUAUUGCCGGACGCGAUACGACCGCACAGACACUCUCAUGGAUGAUGUAUAAUGUAAUGGUGAAUCCUGCCAUUGAACAAAAGAUGGUAAAUGAAAUAAAUACUUUACUCUCAAAUGAAAAACCCAUCCCAAAAUAUGAAGACGUUAAGCAAUUCGAAUUUGUGCAAGCCACACUUUAUGAAACUUUAAGGUUACAUCCCUCGGUCCCAGGAAGUGUAAAGUAUUGUCUUGGAAAUGAUGUGCUUCCAAAUGGUACACCGGUAAAUGCUGGUGAAUUAGUAAUUAUGUCCGCUUGGGCUAUGGGAAGAGAUGAGAGAAUAUGGGGCGCGGAUGCAAAAAUAUUUGAUCCUGAACGAUUCAUAAAAGAUAAGAAUGGAUUAAAACCAAGUCAAUAUAAAUUUGUCAGUUUUAAUUGUGGUCCAAGGUUAUGCCUCGGACAAAAUUUCGCCACGAUCGAAUUUAUGACAUUGACAACUUCAUUAUUAAGAAAAUAUCAAUUCGAAAUAAUGCCAGGACAAAAGUCUCCUCCCGAUUUCGGUAAUUCCGUAACUUUACCAAUGAAAGAUCCUUUAUUGGUUAAAGUUUAUCGCAGAAAUUAA